Neolamprologus brichardi is the source of this 9617-nucleotide messenger RNA. The record is from RefSeq and is a predicted model, not a curated record. NCBI's taxonomy places the organism in Eukaryota, Metazoa, Chordata, Actinopteri, Cichliformes, Cichlidae.
UGACCUUUACUAUGAAUAAGAUGAGGCUCCUUUAUUUUUCUGUUGCCAUAUUGUCCCUCAUGCAGAUACCCCAUGUUAAGGCUGCAGGAUGUAAUAUCCUGUCAGUAACAUCUCCUUCAGCAUCAUCCCUUAAUGUGGCAUGGAGCACCUACAGCAAUGCUUCAGUUUAUGUGUUGGACUUGAGAGCUGUGAACUCCACUACUAUUUCCCCGCUGAUGGUGAUGAUACCACCAACCAGCACAGAGAUGGUGGUACAGGGGUUAAGAUCUGGAUAUGUCUAUGACAUCACCCUGAAGGUCCUUGUGUUUUUUAAUCUUGUGUGCACAGACACUAAAACAGCCAUGACAGUGCCGGCUACACCUCAGAUCACACUUUCUGAAGCUGUGUCAAGUACUUCCAUAAGGUUUGAAUGGACCACUGUGAUUGGGGCAGUUAACUAUACUAUAAUUGUGGAAGAGUUCAUUAAAUCUCUGGCACAGAGCUUCACUAAGACCUUCACAGAUUCAAGGGGACAAAUUGAUGAUUUGAAUAACUUUACAACAUACAGCUGCAAAGUUUACGCCUCCAACAGUGCUGGAAGAAGUGCCCUAAGUAACACAAAGAUAAUAACAACGUUGGUGCAGCCACCCACUAAUGUGAAAGUAGUAGCAACAGGAAAAAGUACAGCCCGAGUGACUUGGAACUCAGUGGAUAAAGUCCUGCUGUACCGAGUGGCUGUGAGUGACAGUAAAAACCCCAGCAACAUGCCAGUCAUUAGAAACACCACCAGCACAACCUUUGAUAUAAGUAAUCUGGAGCCCUGCACCACCUACACAGUGGGAGUAUCAUCAUUCAACUUCUUCUUGGUGCCUGGGGAGCCUGCUAAUGUUACACACACUACUUCUACUAUUAAUUCGGUGACGACAGUCUCAGUGGACUACAGCUGCUCCAGUGGCAGUGUGACAGUAACUUGGGAUGUGGUCUUUGGGGCCAGCUUGUACAGAGCCACAGCUGUAGAUGGGACCGGCACUUCUAGUAACUGCACAUCAGCUUCCACUAGCUGCCAGAUCUCCAUGUUAAAAUGUGGUGAGAAGUAUGAGGUCCGUGUUACAGCCCUCUCUGGUGCCUGCAGCAGCACCUCCAACAUAUCUUCAAUGUUUGAGACAGUCCCCUGUGCCCCAGCAAAUCCUCAGGCUUCAUACACUUGCAACAGCAAUGUAGUCAUCUUCAGCUGGCAGCCCAUCGACAACACCUUCUAUUAUGUGGCAACGUCUGUGGAUAGCAAUGGCAUGUCAACGGAGUGUCGAACAGUAGACAUCAUGUGUUUCUUCACUGAUGCGGAGUGCGCUCAGAACUACACGUACCGUGUGUAUGCUGUCACCUUACAGUGUAUCACCGACAUCACUGAACCUGUGAUUGUUCAAACCUCUCCUUGUCUUCCAACUAACUUGAGAAGGACAGCUGAGUGUGACCCUAACAGGCUGGUCAUAAACUGGGAUUCUGCUGCUGGAGCUCUUUCCUAUUUUGUAGAAGCAAAGGGAAACACUAAAGAAAGCUACAACUGCACAACUUCCUCCAACAGCUGUGAAAUUACCAAUGUGCCAUGUGGUGAACACCUCAGCGUGUGGAUUGUUGCCUCCAAUAACAAGUGCUCCUCUCCCCAAGUUUUGGGAGAGGUUGCACAGACUGUUCCCUGCACCCCAAACAAUGUCACAGUAUCAGUGGACUGCAGCCAAAACUCUGCAACACUUGAUUGGAUGGAAAGCAGUGGCAUUAUAUUGUACGUCAUUGUCGCCCAAGAUGCACACGGCAAUUCAUACAGAUACAUGUCAAUGGACAGCCCCCGUAUGAUUGAUGGCCUGAGAUGUGGACAGAACUACACUGCCAGUGUUUUUGGCACAGAUUUCAUUUGCAACAGCACCACCAGUCAGGAGGUUUCUUUUAUGACAGCACCGUGUCCUCCGACAAACAUCGAAGCGUUUAGAGACUGUGAUGCCAAUCGUGCUGUGAUAGUCUGGCAGAACCAUCAGUCCACAGGCCUCUACACCGCCACUAUAGCAGAUCAGAGCGCUGAUCAGCUAAACUGCACCAGCAACACAGGGAACAAUUGUACAAUAACUUCUCUGCCUUGUGGAAAGAAAUACAACGUCUCGGUCACUUACAAUGAUGGAAACUGUCCGUCAGCCUCGAGUGUGGUCAGCAUGGACUCAGUGCCAUGUGGUCCUGAAGGAGUCAGAGCCCAUGUGGACUGCACAAGUGGUAAGCUGACAGUCUUCUGGAACAUCUCCUCUACUGCUGAGAACUACACCACUGUGAUAUCCAGAGGAUCGGGCCAGCCUCUGUACUGUAACUCCACAGAGACACAGUGCAGUACAGGAGGACUGGAGUGCGGAAGCACCUACGCAGUGACGGUCUUUUCUAUCACUGGGACGUGCAAGAGCCUGCCGAGCACAGAGGUCACAGUGGACACAUUGCCGUGUCCUCCCACCAACGUCACAGUGACACGCACAUGUGCUCCACACCCUGUUCCUGUGUCAUGGCUCCCCAGUGAUGGUGCCAAAUACUACACUGCUGUUGCUUUGAGCAGUGAAGGUCACAAGUCCUCAUGCACAACCAAUAAAACCUCCUGUAGCCUCACUGGGCUCCACUGUGGGGAGGUUUACACAAUAGGUGUUUCAGGAGUUGAUGACAAGUGUACAAUUCAACAGAGCAACACUGUCUCUGUGAACACAGAACCAUGUGCUCCCUUUAAUGUGUCGAGCCAGCUGAUCUGUAGUGCUAGAGCUGCUCACGUGUCCUGGGACCCCAGUCCGAAUGCACUGAGCUAUGCAGUGGAAGCCAUAAGUGAUGGGCAGACCCACACCUGCAACAGCUCCAGCCCCAACUGCACACUGAGUAACCUGCUCUGUGGCCAAGCAUAUGAAAUUGCUGUGACUGCCACGGAUGGAACCUGUGUCAGCAACUACAGUGCCCCCUUCAGGCAAGACCAAGUGCCAUGCGCUCCAGGGAACAUCAGUACAGACUUGUCCUGCAGCACCAAUGACUUAACGGUCAGCUGGAUCUCUUCUUCUGCAUCCCUCCAAUACAGUGCCACUGCUGUGCCAUUAGCUGGAAAUGUAACUUCGGCCAUCUGCCACACUGAUGGUGCCAGCUGUGUUCUGAGCGGCCUUCAGUGUGGACAGACGUUUAACGUCUCAGUGGAAGCGUCCUCUGGCAGCUGCAAUGGACCGCACAGCCCUCCACAGACUGUUCAGACAGCACCCUGCUCCCCUCAGAGCUUGGCAGCAGUGACAGACUGCGGAUCAAACUCCCUGCUGGUCUCCUGGAAUUCCUCUUUCGGUGCUUCCAGCUACACAGCUAAAGUUAUGGGCCCACAUGGCUUCUCUGAGACGUGUUCCUCAUCAGAUCUUAGUUGCUCUUUUUUCAACCUGCAGUGCGCCACUCAGUACAGCAUCACAGUAGCAUCCGAGAACAACCGCUGCACCAGUGCUCCCAUUCAAACUACUAUCACAACAGGACCAUGUGACUCAGUUAACGUGACCAGCAUCCUGCACUGUGGCUCAGACGUGGCCACGGUGUCCUGGAUUGCAUCUCCCGGAGCUCUGACCCACACUGUGCUCACUGAGGAUGGCACAUCUCAUGAUUAUAUUUCCUGCAGGACUAACACGGCUUCCUGUCAACUGAAACAGCUGCAGUGUGGGAAAGUUUACAACCUCACAGUCAUCUCUGAGGACGCCACCUGUAACAGCACAGGAGCAAACCAUGUUAUAAUGACAGCUCCAUGUCCUCCCACUUUCAUAAAUAACACUCUGAUCUGUGGCACCAGUUCCUCUUUUCUGUCAUGGACCCCGGUGGCUGAUGCUACAGGUUACACAGUUAACUCCACAGCUUCAAACGGCCACAAAUUGUCGUGUAGCUCAGCCACAGCUUCAUGCACACUGACUGACCUUCAGUGUAGUGAGACCUACACAGCUACAGUGACUGCACACGGUAACGAGUGCGACAGUGCGCCUGGAACCAGCACCAGCAUUACCACAGCUCCCUGUGCUCCAGUUAUCAUUUCUAAGCAGUAUACCUGUGGCACCAACACAGCAGUGUUCAGGUGGACUGACCCUGCGGGAAGCCUCAGUUUCCUCGCUCAGGUAGAAGGAAAAGGGCAUCAGGACGACUGCCACACGACAAAUACCAGCUGCGUGUUUGAAAAUCUCCCCUGUGGCUUGGAUUUGAAUGUAACACUCCAGGCUCAGGGGGCUCAGUGCAACAGCAGCCCAAGUGUCAACGAAUCCUUAGAAACAGCUUUGUGUCCACCCACUAACUUGACGGGUCAUGUCAGCUGUGAUGCCAACGCACUGACCCUCACUUGGGAUCCAGUGACUGGAGCUAUCUAUGUCUUACAGUAUGAGCAGAUAGGCAGCGCACUCCCUCAUUCAGCCAACGUCACCUCUAACUCUUCCCAUACUCUGUCUAAUCUGCUGUGUGGGCAAAGGUACGCUUUCUGCAUUGCAGCCCAGGAUGGAAACUGCCGCAGCAGUUACAGUCCACCCAUAGAAAUAAGUACAGCCCCCUGUCAGCCCACAAACUUAACGGUCCAAGUGGACUGUGGGACAAACAAUGGGAAUUUUUCCUGGGAUGAAAGCAGCAGUGCAGGUUUCUACACUGUGCAGGUGACAGGGGAGCACGGCCACGUAGCCUCCUGCUCCUCUAAUGACACCUCCUGCGCUGUGAAACUUCACUGUGGCCGCUCGUACUCUGCGACACUGGUGGCCUCCACAGAAAGCUGCAACAGCAGCAAACACACUGAUAUUUAUUUUGACUCGGCUCCCUGCCUACCAAAAGAUGUUGUGGCAGAGUUGGACUGUAACACCAACAUGAUGACUGUGAGCUGGUCUCAGACUCCGGGCUCAGAUAACUACACCGCCUGGGCCAUCAGCAGCACAGAUGAUCACAGAGCUUCCUGUAACUCGACAUCCGACUCCUGCCCAUGCCCUCCUACCAAUGUGUCAGCUGAGCUCAAUUGUACUACCUUUAAAGCUCUGGUCACUUGGAGUAAUACUGCAGCAAACACGGGAUACAUGGUCCAGGCCACGUCUGCUAACGGACACAGCUCCAGCUGCAGUGACUUGGGCACAUCGUGUCAUCUUAACAGCCUGGUUUGUGGACAGGAAUACUCUGUUGUCGUGGAAGCAGUGGACCCCAGAUGUCCUGGUCCUUCCAGUGCCCCCACCACCAUCACAACAGAGCCCUGUGUUCCUGUGAAUGUCAGCUUUCACUAUAACGUGAGUGCUGCCCAGGUGCAGUGGAGUGCAGGAAGCGGUGCAAGCUCAUACUCUGUCCGAGCUGUGACACAGCAAGGCCUGAGUUUAACCUGUAACACCGUAAACACUGACUGUGUUCUGACUGGUUUACAAUGCAGUCAGACCUACAGCAUCACUGUGACGGCUAAAAACCAGGCCUGUGAUAGUCAGAUCUCUGACGCCUCCCUCCUCAUGACGGAACCCUGCCCACCCACAAACAUUCAAGCCAAUGCAUCUUGUGGGCAACCCACUGCAACUGUGUCCUGGCAGCAGAGUGACCUUGCUGCAGGUUAUGUUGCCUACUUCGACAGCCAGCAUGGACACGACACUUUCUGUGUUGGCACAGACGCAGAUACAAGUUGUGUCGUCUCAGGGCUGAUGUGUGGCACAGUGUACAGCGUCUGGGUCAAAGCCCUGGGACAUCAGUACAACAGCUCUGACAGCAUAGUGGUCCCUCUUACAUCAGGACCUUGUGAGCCAAGCAAUAUUGAAGUGAUUUACGACUGUGGGGGCAGCUCUGCCAACAUAUCGUGGCAGCCCAGCGAUGGAGCUGUGCGAUACAUUACUGUGCUCACAGCUUCUUCGGGACACACAGCCAGCUGCACCACCAACCAAACCAGCUGUCAGCCGAGGCCUCUGCGAUGCGGAGAGGAAUACAACGUCAUUGUGAUGGCUGUUGGAGAGACUUGUAACAGCAGUUCUCAGAUGACAGGAUACCUCACCACAGAGCCCUGCGUUCCUACAAAUGUGUCCAUCCACUACAACUUGAGUACUGGCCGGGUGAUGUGGAACACAGCGAGAGGUGCUGCGUCGUACUCUGUUCAGGCUGUGAGUGACCAUAACUUGACAGUCACCUGUAACACCAGCAACACACACUGCUCUCUGACUUGUGGGGAAACCUACAGUCUCAGCAUCAACGCCAGCAACGACCAGUGCAGCCUCAGCACACAGACACUGUCUAACUUUACCACACGUCCUUGCCCUCCUCAGAGAGUAGCUGUCAAUCUGCAGUGCAGCUCCCGUACUGCUGUCCUAUCCUGGGAAGAGAGGCCUAAUGUUGAACUGUACACAGCGAGUGCCAUCAAGGCGUCAGGAGGGGAAGAGAAAACGUGUGACUCAGUGACCUCCACGUGUCAGUUCUCUAGUCUGGACUGUGGAGAGAUGUAUAACUUUACUGUUACAGGCCACAACAGAGGCUGCUGUAGCCAACCCAGCAGUCCCGUGUUCAUCCACACAGGUACUACUGAGACCAAACUCAAUACCACCUCCUGCACCUGGAGCGAUCUGCACUGUGGGGAGGAGUACAGUGUUGUAGUGAGAGCAAAGAGCAACAACUGCACCAGUCUGCCGAGCAACAGCUCAAUCAUCCACAUGGACCCGUGUGCUCCCCAGAAUUUGUCUGCCACUGUGAACUGUGAUAUGAAAGUGGUGUCUCUGAGCUGGGAUGCCAGCAAUGGGGCAAAGAUGUACACGGUUUACGCUGAGGCGGGAAACAAGUCAGUCAGUCUCAACACUAACAUGACCACAGCCAGCUUCACUGGAUUUACCUGCGGACAAAACUACAGCAUCAAAAUCACACCUCACAGUUGGUACUGUCCUGGAAACUCGAGCGCUUCAGUCUCUGUGCAGACCUGGCCAUGCAAACCCAUCGGAGUCUCUGCCAGCCAGGACUGUCUUACUAGUAUUGCUGUGGUAACCUGGCAGCCUAGUAAUGGGUCAGAUGUCUACAAAGCCACCAUGCAGACUGACACCGGCGUGUCAAAAAUGUGCACGUCAGACACUAAUCAGUGCAGCUUCCUUGACCUGAUGUGUGGACAGAACUUCUCUGUCUCAGUCACAGCUUCCAACCAGCAGUGUAACGUCACCUCCGGUCCAGCCACAAGUCUGCAAUCAGUACCUUGUGUUCCCACUGACGUCUCAGUGGUGAUGGAUUGUGCUAACAACACUGCUGUUGUGUCCUGGGCUGCCAGUCAGGGUGCUGUAAAGUACUCAGUCAUGGCCCACAGUGCCCAUGUUAAUAAUGACAGCUGUCAGACCGCUGGCCUUAGCUGUAGCCUCAACAACCUCACCUGUGGCAGCCUCUACACUGUUCACGUUGUAGCUAUGGGUGACAGCUGCUCUAGCGUCCCCAGCUGGCCUCUGAAAUUCAACUCAAUCCCCUGCCCGCCUCAGAACGUGAGCACCCAGGUCGACUGUUCGUCAAACGAUCUGACAGUUUCUUGGGACGCCAUCGGAGAUGCUGACCACUUCUUGGUUUCACUAGCUGCUGAGAAUGGCGAAAGCGAGUUAUGCAACACCACAAACACUGUAUGUUUCAGCAGCAAUGCCACAUGUGGAAAAACCUUCACAGUCCAGGUGACCUCUGUCAGAGAACACUGCCGCAGCGUGCACAGUCAGACCCAGAGCAUCCAGUCAGCUCCCUGCCAGCCCCAGGGGAUCAAGGGCAGCAUUGACUGUGUGACCAACUCUGCCUGGAUAUCAUGGCUUGAUGCUCCCGGGGCAGACAGCUACACUGUGUCCGGUGUAGCUGUAGGUGGAAAUGACUACACAGUCAACUGCACCACCUUUACCAACACGACGUGUGAGAUGAAAGACCUGGCCUGUGGUGUGCUUUACAACUUCAGCGUAUUGGCCAAAAACAGCGAGUGUGAGAGUCAGCCCAGUGCCCCCAUCAGUUUGGAAACAGCCCCCUGCUCCCUCUCUGCUAUCACUGCUGUCCCCCAGUGUCACAACUCCUCCAUCCUUGUUAUGUGGGAUCUCAUGGAGGGUAGUGAGAGAAACACUGUGUACACUGCUACAGCAGAAGCCAGUGAUCACACGUUGUUGACCUGCAAUAAUACCGGCACCAGCUGCUCCCUUCAGGGAGCACAGUGUGGCCUUCAGUACACCAUCAGUGUAGCUGCUUCAUCGGACGCCUGCAGCAGUAUGAGAAGUCCUCCCUCCAGAGUUAGCAUGGAGCCCUGUCCACCCACAGACGUGAGGGUGAACGCUGCCUGUGAGCAUCACAGGGCGGUGGUGUCCUGGACUCCGUCUCCGGGUGCUGAAACCUACCACAUUGUCGCUGAGGCUGCAGAUGGACACACGCACACCUGCAACACAAGCUCCACAAACUGCAGCUUAUCAGAGCUCCACUGUGAUGAGCAGUACACUGUGUUUGUGACAGCUGGCCAUGAGAACUGCUCCAGCAAAGCCAGUCAGAAUGUAACACUGAACACAGGUCCUUGCCAGCCAAGUGGACUCUCAGUUACGUACCAGUGUAGCAAUCGGUCCGCGACGCUGACGUGGACUCCCAGUGGACGAGCUAAAGACUACUACGGCUGUGCUCAGGCUGGAAAUGAAGACAUGCUUUACUGUCACAGCACAAACCCCAGCUGUGUUAUCAAUGGCCUCGACUGCGGAACUGUUUACAAUUUCUCUGUCCAGGCCUCAGACGGGACAUGCAACAGCUCCUUCAGUGAUCCUGUGCAGAUUGAAGCAGUUCCCUGUCCACCAGCUAUUGCUGAGGUGCAGCUUUUCCCAAUGCAGGACGAGAUCGAGGUGAUGCGUUUCAGCUGGAAACAGAUUACCUGUGGCGACACCGGUUACAUGCUCACUUUGACAGGAAGUCUGCUGGGAGACAGCCAGGCCAUGUUCGAGCUUUCUUCCUAUUGGACAAAUGUGACAUACUUUGAGUUUCCUCUCGUCUGCAGUUCGAAUUACAGCGCCACAAUGAAGAGCAGGAAUGCUGCAGGCAUGAGCGACACAUCCAUGCCUGUUUAUGGAACAACAGCUCCUUGUCCACCAUCGGGUGUGGUGUACACUGGAAACAGCUCCUUUGCCACAGUUUCGUGGAACGCCUCAGUGUUUGCCGUCAACUACACGGUGUAUGACAACACCAUAACGCCAAAGGUCCAGCUGUGCAGCACUGCACAGCUGUCCUGCUCGCUGUCCAACAUCGCUUCCAGCGAUCUCGCGAUCACCGCCAGCAAUGCCGCUGGAGAAAGUGAAGCGAUAAAUGUCACAAAAAUGGUGACGCACGCACGCAGGAGAAGAGAUCUCCAACAACAGAUGUCACUGAAUGGAAACAUCUCAGCUCCCGUGUUGGAUGUCAAGCACACAACAUCAACAGUCAUUUCCAUCACAUGGUCUAAGGUGGAGGGUGCUUCUUAUUACAGCCUGCUGGUUAUAAAGCAAAGCAGGUCCCACGAGCACCAGCAGCUGACGGUGUACGGCGAGAGCAUCAUGCUCACUGAUAUGAGACCAAACGCCACCUACUGCAUCUCUGUGCUGGCCAUUUACGCAGACGCUAGUGGGCCAGAGUCUGAGCCCGUAUGUGUGCGGACAGAGAGUGGGCUUCCACAGUAA